Molecule: messenger RNA, 735 nt
Organism: Symbiodinium pilosum
Lineage: Eukaryota; Dinophyceae; Suessiales; Symbiodiniaceae
Source: the annotation of a GenBank genome assembly
AUGACGGGUGAACUGCUGCUGGACGCUGUUGAGGUGUCUUCUCUUGCUGAGCUGCAGGAGUUGAUACUUGUCAAGAUGGGUUCGAGCAAGUUCUGUACUUGCAGGCUUUUGACAGCUGAUGGCCAUCCCCUGAAUACACUGGAGGAGGCAGACAACAGCACUUCGAUUACUGCUGUCGUUGUUCCCCAUAGUCCUCUCUUGCAGAUGGUUGGCUUGCAGGAUGACAAGGGAAACCUUUUGGAUCCAGCGGUGCCCCAGGAAGAGCAGGAGGAGAUUGCUCUGAAGGUUGCCUUUCGUCUCGCAUCCAUUGGAUGUUGGUUCGGUGGGCCUGGACAUCUUUGUGGCUACCCGACUAUUCCCUGGAAACAUGGCGAUGUGCUGAAGCCACCGCCUGCAUUCCAAGUAAGCGACGAAGGCAGCAGUUUGGGAGCACAGGUCAGGCAAACAACCGCUGUGGUCCACGCCGGGGCAGCUGUCAAAUUCAGCUUGUCAGAAGGAUCUGCAGUUCCAAUGACGUUAGAGGACUUCACGGCGGAGAAGCAUUUGACAGUGGGCGACAUUAUCAAGAUUCGCAACAAGCACGGCCUUGCAUGCGAUCAGAAAAGAGAAGAGCUGUUGGCCAAGAGUCCCGAAGCAGAGUAUGUAAGUCCGCAGAUUUCUGUGAAAGAAUAUGGCCUGGAUUGCGUACACUUUGUACUGAGCUACAGGCUUCUGCGCGACGAUGACUUCUGCUGA